AUGGACGCACCACCUGCACCUGCGCCUGCAUCAGCGGACAGCAAUACAAAUGCACACAACACCUCGAGCCUGGCCAUCAAUCCCGUCCAAUCCGAGCUGCCAGUCAAGCGACAUCGAAGCCAGCAAUCUUGCGAGCAUUGUCGCAGGCGCAAAACGCGCUGCGAGUAUUCCGAUUCUACAACUAGGUCAUGUCGACGAUGUUUGAAGGAACAGAAGCGCUGUGAGUUCAGCGCCGAGAGAUACAAAAGGAGAGGUUCUCAGGCAAGAACAGCCAACCGCAAUGGGACCGAUCCUUUGGUGCAAGACAACGUUCCAGACUUUCAGUUGUCCCCUGAUCAGCAGGCAAAUGUCUUGGUCGAUCUAGGACAAAUUGAUAUGCAGUCUCCCCAACCUUGUCACCCACUACAGGAUGCAAGUAGUGCGGCUCCUGUAACCAUACCUUUACCUGGACAAAGUGGUGAUGGUAUGGCAAAUCUCAAGGACAGUCUACCUGGCCGGGAUGCGAAAAAUAGACUGAUCUCGACCCAGCUUCACAAUGCCGCCGAUGCCUUAGACUUACUUACAUUCGCUGCAACUGAGGAACAAUACCUCGACAAUGUAAGCCGCUCAGAUUUGAUGGGCAGUGAAAGCAUCCGUAACGGUAAUCAACCAGAAUACGACAAACCAUUGGCUAGUGGGGAGAACGGAACACUCAAAUGGAAAAACUUUCAUUUGAUCAGGCGCGGCAUCCUCUCUGAAGAUGAGGCCAUCGAGUACGUACGAUACUUUUUCGACAAACUAUGGCCGCUGAAACCGGUCAUACCAGCCUACUAUGCGGACCCCUCGAUGUACUCGACGCUCGCAACAGAAGAACCAGUGCUGCUUACGACUAUGAUCGUCCUGGCCUCACGGUAUCAUCAGCUUCCUGGCUAUCAUGGAGCAAUUAGGUCUGAACGCAUUCACUGGCACACGUGGCGAUCGCUCAAAAGGAGCUUACAGUCAGCGAUGUGGGGUUCUAUUUGUACAAGGUCACUGGGCACCAUCGCUUCAAUGCUACUUCUAAUGGAGUGGCACCCAAAGGCAAUUAACAAUCCAAGCAUGUUCGCAGAUGACGACGACAUCAGUGAGUAUGACGGGAUGCAUAAAGAUCCCGACAUAAGGACAACAAGUAUCGGGUUCAAUCUUACCACAAAGCAAAGACAUGGCAUGAUGUCUCUCCUAGAGAAUCUCAAUAUCUUGUCCUCCGCCUACAGGAGCAACAGCGUUUCCUGGAUGCUGCUCUCCAAUGCCAUUGCGUUAGCUCAAGAAGGUUGCUGUUUCGAGACUGAAGUGGAAGGCCAACCAUCAUCGCAAUCAGAGGCAGCAGCUGCACAAAAGGUUUGGAAGCGAACGAUCUGCGUCUUCGUCUACCUGGCAGACGAGCACAUGGCAUUGAGACUCGGUCUGGAGCCGCUGCUUCCUGAAAAGUCCCGCAGAAUCGUCAAAGAUCGUUUCUCCAAAGUGUUUGCCAGUGCGCUCCCAAACAGUGAACUCUGGGAGAGUGUCUUUGAGCUCACGGAUGAGAUAAGAAAGGCUCGCGAGCUGUUGAGAACAUCGAAGCAGCCAAGUUCGAGGCUCAACAGUGAUGAGCUUGUGGCCGAACUCGAAUACGUCAAGAGAAGUUUGGAUCGCUGGAAACGUCAGCACACCUAUGCCGGUCACGACGAGAAUUCUCCACUCAAUGCUUGCUUGUCCAUUGAGUUUUACUACGCCGUAAUCUAUAGUCUCUCUCCAGCCGCAUACGCCACCGCCACAAGUACGGACCUUAGACAGGCUGCUGUGGAAGCUGCCCGCGACAUGUUGGCCUUGGUCGUGAAUGUAUUAGAACCCACUGGUGUAUUGAGAGUGCUCCCAGUCCGUUGUUGGCUCUUCGUGACGACAGCAGGGCUGCACUUGCUAAAGGACACAGUUUCGCAAAAUCCAAAUUUCACGGAGGCACAUCAGGACGUCAAGAUUCUUCGAGCGACUGUGCAAGCUUUACAUCAAGGAUCGCCUGACGACGUACACACUGCUGUGCGAUUCUCCCGAUUCUUUGGCGUAUUGCUUGAUGCGGUACUUAGACCUUCCACAGCGCGCUCGCAUGCCGACAACGAAAUACCGCAAUCUGAUCUGCCGAUGCUUGACCCAGCAGACUCUGCUAACUUCUCCCACUUGAGCUCAGGUCUUGAUCUUGCGGCUCUACCGGCCGAUCUGGAGAAUUUCUGCGAUUCCACGUGGUGGGACGAGGCCUUGUACUUUAGGAGGGUCGUCUGA
Molecule: messenger RNA, 2271 nt
Organism: Cadophora gregata
Lineage: Eukaryota; Fungi; Ascomycota; Leotiomycetes; Helotiales; Ploettnerulaceae
Exons: 5
Coding region: 1-2271 (756 amino acids)
Biological process (GO): regulation of DNA-templated transcription
Cellular component (GO): nucleus
Molecular function (GO): DNA-binding transcription factor activity, RNA polymerase II-specific; zinc ion binding
Source: RefSeq, a predicted model, not a curated record